Molecule: messenger RNA, 1976 nt
Organism: Setaria italica (foxtail millet)
Lineage: Eukaryota; Viridiplantae; Streptophyta; Magnoliopsida; Poales; Poaceae
Product: premnaspirodiene oxygenase
Exons: 2
Coding region: 177-1811 (544 amino acids)
Molecular function (GO): monooxygenase activity; oxidoreductase activity, acting on paired donors, with incorporation or reduction of molecular oxygen; heme binding
Source: RefSeq, a predicted model, not a curated record
UAGGACAACGCACUUCCCCUUUCAGAUUCUCUCCAUGGUGCUCCAGAUGAUACCGUUGAAAUUGGGACGAAUCAGCUUGCAGAUUUGCAGUGGCUAUCUUGCCUACGUCUUCAGAAUGUUUCUUUACAAGAGCCGGCAGCGUUUGAUCUUCAGCGUUCCAAGCUUGCAUAUAUCUGAUGAGCUUCGAGCUUGAGGCGUCAGCGGUCGCCAUGGAGCAGGUCGCCUCCUACCUGUGCCUUAUUUUGGCCGCUCUCCUCCUCCCUCUAUUGUUCCUCAAGCUCAGCAGGCGCGGCGGCAAUGGUGGAGGCCAGAGGCUGCCCCCGGGCCCGUCGCGGCUGCCGCUCAUCGGCAGCCUGCACCACUUCCUGCUCUCCCGCAGCCCGCUCGCGCACCGCACCAUGGCCGACCUCGCGCGGCGCCACGGCGCGCCGCUCAUGUACCUCAGGCUGGGCGAGGUCGGUCUCGUCGUGGCCUCGUCCCCUGCCGCCGCCCGGGAGGUCAUGCGUGCACACGACACCGCGUUCGCGUCGCGGCCCUGGAUCCCCAGCAUGCGGCCGGCCAUGGAGCGCGGCGCCGUGGGCCUGGUGUUCGCGCGCCACGGCCCGCUGUGGCGGCAGCUCCGCAGUGUCAGCGUCCUCGAGCUGCUCAGCGCCCGGCGCGUGCGCUCGUUCCGCCGGGUCCGGGAGGACGAGGCGCGCCGCCUCGUCGCCGCCGUCGCCGCGGCGCCGGCGCCGGGCCCGGGCGGCGAGGCCGUCGUCAACGUCGGCGAGCUGCUCGCCGCGCUCACCACCGACGUCACGGUGCGCGCCGUGAUCGGCGACCGAUUCGACCGGCGGGAGGAGUUCGCGCGGGCGGUCGAGGAGGGAGGCAGGCUCAUCACCAGGUUCAGCCUCGGCGACCUCUUCCCGUCGUCGAGGCUCCUGAGAUUCCUCAGCAGGAAAGCGGGUCAGGCGAUGGAUCUCCACCGGAAGAUGUUCGAGCUCAUGGACUGCGCCAUCAGGCAGCACGAGGAGCGCCGGGCGGCCGUGGCCUCCGCGCCGGAUGGCACCGUGAAGGAGGAGGACGAGGGCAUCCUUGGCGUGCUCCUGAGGAUACACAAGGAAGGUGGCCUUGAGGUGCCCCUCACCAUGGACAUCGUCAAAUCUCUCAUUCUUGACCUCUUCAGCGGCGGGAGCGACACGUCAGGGAGCACGCUGGAAUGGGCCAUGUCGGAGCUCAUGAGGAACCCAAGAGCAAUGGAGAAGGCGCAAGCCGAGGUGCGGAGCAAGCUCCAUGGGAAGCCGUCGGUGAUCGAGGACGACCUACGUGACCUUAAUUACCUGAAGCUUGUCAUCAAGGAGACUCUCAGGCUGCACCCGGUACUGCCAUUGCUGUUGCCAAGGGAGUGCGCGGAGGACCGCGAGGUCAUGGGCUACGACGUGCCCAAGGGCGCCACGGUGUUGGUGAACGCGUGGGCGAUCGGCAGGGAUCCCGAGUACUGGGACGACGCUGAUGCGUUCAAGCCGGAGAGGUUUGAGGAUGGCAAGAUCGACUACAAGGGUACGGACUUCGAGUUCAUACCAUUUGGAGCUGGACGGAGGAUGUGCCCCGGAACUUUAUUUGCUCAAGCCGUCAUGGAGCUUGCGCUUGCCUCCCUCCUCUACCACUUCGACUGGAAGCUUCCAGGUGGGAUGAAGCCAAGCGAGCUGGACAUGACGGAGAAGAUGGGCAUGGCAGUCAAAAGAAAGGACGAUCUUUACCUUCGCCCUGUUGUUCGUGUGCCGGUGCCUCCACAGUCCACAGAUAGCACCGUAAGUUUUUACACUUCAUAGAUGGCAGUCAGUUGACAAUCACCAAAUUAAAUAACUAAGAGACCUUUUGUGGAGGUAACGAGACGUACUUUUUCCGUUUUCAAAAUGUAAUGUGUGAUUUGUUACGUUGGCAUCUCCAACAUCAUACUUUAAUAUAUAUUGAUGUUGUAAGGUUAUCAUAUUAAA